Messenger RNA from Mesorhabditis belari, 1062 nucleotides. Lineage: Eukaryota; Metazoa; Nematoda; Chromadorea; Rhabditida; Rhabditidae. The record is from the annotation of a GenBank genome assembly.
AUGCUUUUUCAUGAGACAAGUGUCUAUGGACUCUUGAAAUAUGGUGGAUCGCAGAAUAUGGAGAUCUACAAUUGCAGUGCCACUGGGAAAAGUUUGGAUGAAUGGUAUGCGACUGGACGCUCACAACCGAUCCUUGGCUUCACUCUACUCACUUAUGGGAGUCUCAUUGAGUUACUCUAUGUUCCGUCACUUUAUGUAAUCUCUGGCCCCAGCUACAUCAAAAUGCCGUGCUAUAAGAUCAUGUGCCUCCUCGGGAUUCUUGACAUGUUCGCUAUUGUGACAAACUCGCUGUUGACCGGUUAUCUUCUAAUAAAAGGCGCUGUUUUCUGCACGAAUCCUGAUUUGAUCUUUUACUUUGGAGCAGCUGGAGUUGGUUUCUGGUGUGCUGCUUGUAUGUGUUGUUUGCUUCUCGUCAUUAAUCGUCUUUUCGAGAUUUGGAAGCCGCACAUGGCUGAGAGAAUUUUUAAAGGCUGGAAAUUCAUCAUCAUCCUCACUCUUCCCAUCCUCUACGGAGCAUAUUUCUUCUUUUACACCCCACCUGUCCUUUUCACGUCUAUUCAUGACUCUUGGUUCUUCGAUCCGUUCAUUUUCGAGAACCGAACAGCUGAGUACAUGAAUCCACCACAUACGAUAAACAAUCUUCUCCUUUGUGCAAUCACUUGUCUUCUCUAUACAGCACUUUGUGGAGUACUUGCUCAUCAAUUUGGACAGGGUGGAGCUGAGAAUAAAAUGUCGUGGGGACAGAGAUCGAUAUUUAUCCAAUCGACCGCCAUCUGCAUUGCGAAUCUUGUUGCUGCACUUAUCUAUGUUUUCAUGCAGUUCUUCCCCACUCCAGCUUUCUGCAUUCUCCUCGGGCAUUUCUGCUGGGAGCUUUGCCAUGGUUUCCCUGCUCUUGUCUAUGUGACAAUCAAUCGAUCGGUUCGCCGAGAUAUUUUCCGUUUGAUCGGCUUAGGUCAUUUGGCUAAAGGUGGCAGUCGGAAUACGGUCGAUUACAAGAGUGAUAACAAAAAAUCCACAAAUCAAGCACAUUCCAAUGAGGCUUUCAGUGCUGAUCAUGCUAUU